CGUGACGUAGGGAGGAGUGAGUCGCUGCUGCUGUUGUGGGCCCCGCGGGACGGGGGAGGGCGUGAAUGACCAAAAAAGUUCUGCGGAGCGUGUGACCCGAGAGCGUGGGCGCCUCGCCGCCGGCAGGUGAGCUGUGGGUUUACCCGGGCAAACUCCGCGUGAAGAGAACCCGCAAAGAAGGCGACGCGCUCGGGUUUUUUUUUUUCCCCCUCGGAUUCGGCGUGGUGGGCGGCCGAGGUACCGCCGAGCGGCGUUUCAGGGCGCUUAGAAGGCCCCAGAACCUCGUACGAGACUGUGGGCGCCGGCCGCGUCCAGCCCCUGCUGAGCCGAACGGUCUCAAGUUUCGGUCCGGUCGCUUGGCUUUGCGUCCGCGCUGUGGCGUCGCCUCCCCCCACCCCUUCACCCCUUUCGCUCCAGCCUUGAGAGGUCGCUGGCCUGAUGCUCGCUGGCCGGUGAAAUCGGGUACCUGAGCAGCCCCAGUUUCCAGCCGCCCGCCUUCUGGCUCCGGGAAGCGGAGGAUCCGGGACGAGCGCUGAAGGGGAUCGAGCGGAGGCAGAGCCGCUUUCUGCUUCCUCAGAGCGACGCGCUUCCCUUUACUGUACUGGGAAUGUUCCUUAUGCUGAUAUGGUAACUUCAGAGCAGCAGUCAUCACAGGUGAACAAAGGUCAAGACAAGAUGCACUGCAUUCCCUCUUCCAGUUGUCCUUAAACAAAAAAGGUUAGCCGGAACAGCCUGAUAGGGGCCCAUUUCCAGAGAGACGUGGAUGAUGCCAGAACUAUGACAGGGGCUGCAGUCUUGGCAUUGAAGGGAGGUGAUCAGUUAUGGAACAGCCAAAGGAGGAAGUACCUGAAGUCAGGGAAGAAGAGGAGGAAAAGGAAGAGACAGUGAUGGCAGUAAGUGGAACCUCAGAGCCAAAUGAAGGUCUAGGUAAUUUGGCACCAUCUGCCAGGUAUACAGAUCUUUCCCAGAGUUCUUCUCCUUCUUUGUUGGACCAACUCCAGAUGGGCUGUGCUGAGGCAAAUUCAGGAAGUCUAAAUGUGGAAUGCAGAGUCUGUGGUGACAAGGCAUCAGGGUUUCAUUAUGGGGUACAUGCAUGUGAAGGCUGUAAGGGAUUCUUUCGUCGAACAAUCCGCAUGAAGCUAGAGUAUGAGAAAUGUGAGCGGAAUUGUAAAAUUCAGAAAAAGAACCGAAACAAGUGCCAGUACUGCCGCUUUCAGAAAUGCCUUUCACUAGGCAUGUCACACAAUGCCAUUCGUUUUGGCCGCAUGCCAGAAGCUGAAAAAAGGAAGUUAGUGGCAGGACUGACAGCUACUGAAAUCAGCUGCCAGAAUCAGCAGGUGGCUGAUCUGAAAGUCUUUUCCAAGCACAUCUACAAUGCCUACUUGAAAAAUUUCAACAUGACCAAAAAGAAAGCACGAGGCAUCUUAACUGGAAAAGCCAGUAGCACCCCUCCUUUUGUGAUUCAUGACAUGGAUACCCUGUGGCAAGCCGAAAAGGGUCUGGUGUGGAAACAACUGAUAAAUGGGAUGCCACCAUACAAGGAGAUUGGUGUUCAUGUUUUUUACCGCUGCCAGUGUACAUCAGUCGAGACCGUGCGGGAGCUCACUGAAUUUGCCAAGAGCAUUCCUAGCUUCAUCAGCCUUUACCUUAACGAUCAAAUAACUCUCUUGAAAUAUGGGGUACAUGAGGCCAUCUUUGCUAUGCUUGCCUCUAUCAUGAACAAGGAUGGACUUCUGGUGGCCAAUGGCAAUGCUUUUGUGACACGUGAAUUCUUGCGCAGCUUGCGCAAGCCCUUCAGUGAAAUCAUGGAGCCCAAAUUUGAAUUUGCUGUGAAGUUCAAUGCCCUGGAGUUAGAUGACAGUGACUUGUCUCUAUUUGUAGCUGCCAUCAUCUUAUGUGGAGACCGCCCUGGCCUAAUGAAUGUUAAACAAGUGGAGGCAAUACAGGACAAUAUUCUCCAAGCUCUUGAGUUCCAUUUACAAGCUAAUCACCCAGACAUUCAAUAUCUCUUUCCUAAAUUGCUGCAAAAAAUGGCUGACUUGAGACAGUUAGUGACUGAGCAUGCACAGUUGGUGCAGAAGAUCAAAAAGACAGAGACAGAGACUUCUCUGCACCCUCUCUUACAGGAAAUCUACAAGGACAUGUAUUGAGGAGCUUAUAUUUAUCAGAUAGGUGAAAGCCAUGGAAUCCAGCAAAUGCUUGUAUAUUAGCAAAGAAAUCCUUGCGUCUUCCAUUUCUUCACUAGAAUUAUUUUUACUAGAUGAUUGGUCUAUGCUGUAUAUGGUGGUUUACAGUGGAAAAUUGGAAAUUUACCACUGGGUAUAGACCAGAGGGCUUCCGUUAACAUACACUAAAUGAAACUUAAUUUGUUGCUACAGUUCAGCUCUUAGCACUAUUUCAGAGCUGCUGAGGCAAUUUAUACGCAACCUGUAAAUUGUACUUGAAUUGUUAUAUUAGAUAAACAUGAAUUGUGCCCAAAUUAUUAUAGCAAGCAGUACCUUGAAUUGGCAGGUACAGAAAUAGCACUUCAUCAUAAUCCUGUUACAUAUUUUUAUAUUUCAAAAAUUUUGGCUGGCCCUAAGUGUAAAUUAUAGGAUACUACAAGGAAAUUAUGCGAAUAUAUAAAUUUUCCAAAGAAAUAUCCAAGUGUUGCAUGAAUAGUAUGAACACUCCUUGCAGAAAUUCUUUUACUUUAAUUUUUAACCUAAGUGCACAAAAAUAGAUUAUGUGUUCUGGCUGAAAGGCUUGUCUUCCAUGUGGGUUUUUACAUGCCUCUGCUCAUUCUAUACUGCAGAUUGUUGAAGCUCUUCAUGAAUUAGUACAGUGCUUGCUUAUUUACAUUAAAAAAUGGGCUUUCCUUCCCUCUCUGUUCAGGUUCGCCCAGUAAAGAGCUGGGUCUGAAAAAGAGUGGGAAUAGCAUUUUCUCUUGGAUGAUAGCUGCCAAAACACAUUUGCAUCCUUCAUUUCAGCUAAAGUAGCUUUAAUGUUGUCUAAACUUUGAGAAAAAAGAAUCAUCCUGAUCACCUGAGUGAUCAGGUUCACUUUUGGGGAGGGGAGAAUACAGUGUAAGAAAGAUUUUAAAAGGCAGCAGUUUUGGGGAAAUUUGGGUGAUUUAUGGAUGGUAAAUAGAGUCAAUAGUAUUUUAUUUUGUGAUCUGUGGUGCAACUUCUUAUCAUGUCCUUUCCAAGAGGAGGAUUCCUAAUAAUUGCACUUGUGUCUUUCCCACAAGCACACAAACACAUUAUACACUCUUUCAUAAUUAGUAAUUAGGAAUACAGGUAGUCCUUGACUUACAACCACAAUUGGGACCAGAAUUUCUAUUGCUAAGCAAGGCAGUUGUUCAGUGAGUCAUGCCUGAUUUUACAACUUCUUUUUUGCCACAGUUAAGUGAAUCAUUGCAAUCAGUAAGUGAAUCUGGCUUCCCUCAUUGAGUUUGCUUGUUGGAAGCUGGCUGGGAAGGUUGUAAAUGGCUGUCACAUGACCCUGGAACAGUGCCACUAUUGUAAAUGCAUGCUGGUUCCCAAGUGCCCAAAUUUUGAUCAUGUGACCAUGGGGAUGCUGUAACCGUCAUAACUGGAAGGCCUGAUCAUAAGUUAUUUCUUCAGUGUCAUUGUAACUUCAAAUGGUCACUAAAGGAAUGGUUAUAAGUCAAGGACAACUUAAUUGUUUUAUGGUAAGUUUUCUAUGUUCAGAAAGCAUUUAAAAAUUCUUUCUCAAUGGGUCUCGUCAAAAAUUCAUGACAAUUUACCGUACUUUUUGGAGUAUAAGACGCACUUAUUUCCCCCCCAAAAGAGGGUGGAAAUGUUGGUGGGCCUUAUACACCGAAUACAGCCAUUUUUGGCCUCCCAAAACCCCACCCCAUGCGUCCCAUUUUUGCAAAAGACGGACCCGUUUUUCGCAAAAACAGUGCACAGAGGCUUUGGGAGGCCUGCAGAGUGCUCCUGUGGGCUGGGGAGGGCAAAAAUGCCCCCAUUUUUGCAAAAACAGGCAACAAACGGGCCCAUUUUUAGCAAAAACAAUGCACAGAGGCUGUUUGGAGGCCUACAGGGCAAAAACUUUUUUUUCUUGCUUACCUCUUCAAAAUCUUGGUGCGUCUUAUACACCGGUGCAUCUUAUAGUCCGAAAAAUACGGUACUAUUUCCCAAGCAUUUGACUUGGGUUAUAAUACAAUUUUGGUUCCUUUUUCUUUCAUGAUUGUUCCCGCUUUAUUCCAUAGUUGUGCCAGACAACUUUUGUUAAUAUAAUUUAUCAGCAUAGAUUUUCUUUACUAUAGAAGAUUCUUAGGUGUGAGGACUUUGUCACAUUGAUGUGCCAGUAAUAAUGGAGUCAUUAUGCCUACACCAUGUUGAUACAUUGUGGAGUUUGUUGGACUUCUUUUUUUCGUAACUUCCAAUGUGUCCUGACUGAGUGCAACAUGGUGGUUGAAUGUGGUAUUAAGAGCAUUGUCAUGUAUUAUGAUAAUGUUUUUCUUGCUACAUUGUUAAGUGGAUUCUUAACUUUCAGAGAAGAAAAAUUAUUAUAAAAAGAACCAUGAAUACCAAAAAUAGUACAUGUACACGUGUACACAACAACAGAAUUUUAGAUGAUGCAAAAAUUGCUUAAAUUGGCUGGUUGUCCUGACAUUUUAGCUCAAAUCAUGUAGAUUUUCUGCUUGUUCUAUAUAAUACUUUAGGUUUUCAUUACUGGAUUUGGAUAUAGAAAUUGCAAAGAACUUUCAGUCUUAAUUCAUGACACUAAUAAGUAACAAUGUUUUCAAACUAACUUUUUUUUUAAAAGUGCUAUCAUUCUUUGGGGGAAAGGAGCAAAUGAAGCAGUGUUUAGCAAGAGCUUUACAUGGCGGAAGCCUCCAAUUCACAGUAUCAGUUAAAACAGGAGUGUCAAACUCGCGGCGUCACAUUGUCAUCAUGUGAUGUAUUGCAACUUUUUCUCCCUUCACUAAACUGGAGGUGGGCGUAGCCAGCACAUGAUGAAUCCAGCCCGUGGGCCGCAAGUUGACACCCCUGAGUUAAAAGAACCAUGAGGCAAGUGAUAAAGUUUCCACCUAUGCCACUGCCAUGGGGCGGGGUGGUGGUGGCAUUUGUCAAAAACCAGUUUGAUCUUGUACAAAUUAGCUUUCUAUGCUUUCUUUUAUGCUCUUAGCUAUUCAAGAAGGAAAAUACUACACUAUUGCUCUGUUUUGCUGAGACACAAAUAAAAAGAAAAGAUACACCUUAGGCAACAUGUACUCUUGCUUUAGCAAAAUACCAUUUUUAGCCUAACAAAGCGUAAAGUUACCAUUUAGGGAUGAGGACUAAUUUGCAAACAAGCAUGUACUUUAAGUGAAGAAAUCCCAGCUUCUGUUUAAAGGUAGGACAUCUGUAAUCACUGUAAACAGUACUGAGAUAAGGCAACUUUCUAUUUUGCCUCAUUGGUUUGAUUAUUUAGCUAUCCUACCCAAUUAAUAUUCCAUUAUGACUCAUAAUAUCUAAUUUGGUAGAUCCAGAGCUUGAGUAUCUUUUUUAAAGAAACAAAUGCUUAUUUUUUUAAAAAUAAUUAAAUGGAAAUUUGACCUGGGCAGCCAUGUUGGUUAAAUUUUAUAAUCUAGGUAAUUUACUACCAACUUUUUAACAAAAACCAGAAUGAAUUUUGCAAACUGUAGAUACUCUUGCAGCCAAAGCACAUGUUUUUGGUAAUAGACUUAUGUUUAACAACUUGCCUAAUAGAUGCAUCUAACUAGGAUUUCUGAUUAGAUUGAUGAAGCUAGUGAAAAAUGGAUUGAUAAUUUUCUCCACUUCUUUAUGUCUGUGGUUGCAGAAAGUAUCUUGUUAGAAAUACAUUUUUACAAAUAUUGAUCCUUUCUUUGCAAGCCACCCUAAAAAUCCAGACAACUAGAGACAGGUAAAAUAUGUUUUGCUGGUGGUAAUGCUUUAAAAUAUUUAAGGGACCGUGUACACAUCUAUGCAGAAAUAAAUUAUUUGAAGAUUGUUUUGCAGCCAUAAUAUUCCUCAAUUAA
Molecule: messenger RNA, 5992 nt
Organism: Pantherophis guttatus
Lineage: Eukaryota; Metazoa; Chordata; Lepidosauria; Squamata; Colubridae
Gene: PPARD
Product: peroxisome proliferator activated receptor delta
Biological process (GO): negative regulation of transcription by RNA polymerase II; hormone-mediated signaling pathway; cell differentiation
Cellular component (GO): nucleus
Molecular function (GO): nuclear receptor activity; DNA-binding transcription repressor activity, RNA polymerase II-specific; RNA polymerase II cis-regulatory region sequence-specific DNA binding
Source: RefSeq, a predicted model, not a curated record